Messenger RNA from Perkinsus marinus ATCC 50983, 1022 nucleotides. RefSeq lists its product as hypothetical. The transcript is spliced from 3 exons. NCBI's taxonomy places the organism in Eukaryota, Perkinsozoa, Perkinsida, Perkinsidae. The annotation marks the transcript as partial. The record is from RefSeq and is a predicted model, not a curated record.
UGGUCGGUGGACGAGUGGUCAGUGGUCAGUGGACGCGAUCUCGCGCGCCUGCGGCGCGCGAGAUCGCGGUGACCGGCAAAGAUCCCAUCAUCCCGGAAACUGCACUGGAAGACCAGGAUCUAGAUGGAGUUGAUGACGCUUUGGAUAUACUAGAUAUUGACGUGGAUGUUGAUGAGCAAAAUGAUCCUGGUUCUCACGACGAGCCAGACACUCAUGAUCUUGAGGUACAGGCGAGCGAGCUGCACCUAGUCGAAUCCCAAGCCGGUUUUCCCACCUAUCACCUCCAACUGAGCGAGCUGGAGAAGAUCGACGGUCAUAUUGAGCAGCUCGAGUGCGACAUUUACAGGACUGAACCGGAAGUCCAGCAAGAUGCUCCAUCCGAAUCGCCAAACGACACAACGAAUGAGACUAAGACGGUGGCUCUGAAACGCCCAGUUAUCCCGGAAGGCUUUCCUGAGAGUCCGGCGACCCUCGCGGAAUCUCACACGAGAUCAGUCAGCUCCAGUGCAGCCAUUGAGGAUGAGAUUCUUCGAGAUAUUGCUGCUGGGACGUACCGUGACGUAGGCAAAAAGCGUCGUUUGACCCGGGCAUCCUCGUGUGUCCCGCCUGAUUUCAAUCCAGUGAUGGAGGGACACUGGAGGCGCAUUCUCUCCGAUAAGUCCUCUGCAUAUUCUGGAACGAAGCUCGUAGCUGAAUGUCUGGAUGCUUAUCAAGCUUACCGUGUAUUUGAACUCAACAAAUGUGAACCUUACACGCCCGUCCCACCGUUGUUCAACGUCUCUCGUGGACUCGCUGAUGUGUGGGUGAGAGCGCAACUUAAGAUCCUUGAGGCCCCGAACAUUGCAGGCAAUGGUGGAGCUGGCGCAGACUCUGGGAAACCAUUCUUCUUCGGUUGCAUCCAAAUGGACGGGCUCGGUCGCCGGCGCAACAGUGCCGUUGGGCCUGAAGGUGCUCUCGGAAGGUCCAGCCGAAGUCACUGCAGCAGACCGCAUGCUAGAGCGAAUGACCAAAGAGGGGAUUGA